AUGCGAAAGCGCAAGUGCGGGCUGACCUAUGCCAACGACCUUAUCCAAGAGGAGCAGAGAGUUAGGAGGGGCAGGGCGAGCGUGGAAGAGGCGGCGGGACGAAAAAGAUUAUGUCCAGGACGCAGGAGUAGUGGCCUGCCGAGUUGGUGGCCAAAAGUCGCUGCAGGCUCUCACCUGGUCACACGCACGUCAUUCAGCUCCUUCCUGCAGCCCGCGGUUUGCGAACGUCGCAAGGACGUCGAACCUGUUCAGAGCCAGCGUCUGUAUCGCCGUGCCCAAGCUUCGGCUGGUGAACGCCGAAAGAGAGAUCCGGCCGCUGCCUCUUCCACAUGCAAGCACGACGCGCUGCAGCGCCAUCGACUGCCGCUGCUUCAUGAGGUCUCCGCCAGCGUCGAACUUCGCAGUCAGCAUCUCCGCAAGUCCCACAAUAUGCCCACCAUCUGUACCAUGACUCGGCCAGGCCAGUUCCCUGUCACCCAAGGGUACUCGUCUGUUAACCCGGCAGCACUGUCGUCGCCUGCCUACCGGUCUUGGAGGUACAUCUGCGGUGGGUGCAAGGUUAAGGGCGAGCAAGAUGGCUGGAAAAUUUUAUGCGCACUGUUUCCGCUCGUGCCUGGUGCUGGACUUUGCGUAAUCAGUGUCGGAGACACGGUGAAGCGAUAAAGCGAGCGGCCACACGAUGCUCACUCCCCACUGCCAAUGCUCUUCAUUACAUCAGCGUUGUGACAGUGAGUCCUCGCGGUCACUGAAUGAAGUUCGUUCA
Dermacentor andersoni is the source of this 763-nucleotide messenger RNA. Lineage: Eukaryota; Metazoa; Arthropoda; Arachnida; Ixodida; Ixodidae. The record is from RefSeq and is a predicted model, not a curated record.